AUGUCACUGAGUCGGAAAUUAGUGGAAGCUGCACUUGGAGAUGUGAAGAAGAAAUUUGUGAGUGUUGUAUGCUCGAAAUUGCCCUAUGAUGGACCGGAAUAUGAUUUAGUGCAAUAUAGGAUGAGAAAUGUGAGGAUCUAGGCUUGAAACCUCGAAAAAUACAAAAUUGUUUUCAGCUUUUCGAUAAUACGGUUUUGGGUGGAAAAUAUUCGAGAGCCUCACUUUGUAUUGAUGCGACACGAGCACUUCAACCACAUUUGAAAGAUGAAACUGAGGAAUUGAAGGCGGUUGCACAAGCAGCGACUACUCUAGAGAUUGUGAGUUUGCACAGCAUGUAGUUUUACUACCCGGAACAUUUUUGCGCUUUUUUUUUUUGAAACCUGACAUGAUUUAGGGAUGGGACUAAAACUGACGAGAUCCAACGCAAAAGUGAGAGAUUUAGAGAAUUUUUUUUGAAAUACCAGAAAAUCUCUUGAAAAUUUGAAGGUUCGCGACUUAUUUGACUAUAUAAUUCAAAAUAUUUUGAUUCAGCUAUACGAAUCUGAUGUCAUUUUUUCUUGGUUAAAAUAUUAAAGAAAUUCUCUCACAAUCAGGUUUAUAAUUCACCAUUUUCUGCUUCAAAAAAAUCUGUUUAAUUUAUGUAGUGGUAACAGGCUUUUUUGAGUCGAAAAUCAUGGAAAUGGUGGAUUUCAAGUGUGACAAAUCAAAAUUCAACUUCAUUUUGAGCACUUUCCAAUUUGAAAACUUGAAGACUUUUUUUGUGUAGAGCAAGUGCGGUUGGUGGAGAAGUUUUUGCGAAUAUUUGUUUCUGGGACUUUGUAAUGAUAUCUGAUUUUACUACGCGUUUUAGAAUCUGUUUCCAAGGUGAAGAGUUUACCAUGAACAAGAUCAAUUUUACUUGUAUUUUCUAGGUGCUCUUGUGUCAUCAACAAAAAAUUCGGUUGCAAAUUGAAAAAAUAUUUGAUAAGAAAUUAUAUCAGAAUUAUGAAACGUAUUUUUUUUUUGUUUUUGAAAAAUGAGAAAUAUGUAUCUAAAUUUGUUUCAAAAUUGAUGAAUAUGAGAGAAGUGAGCUGAAGAACUAGAAUAAGUUUAUCCAAUAAUUUGAAAAUUGAAGUUUUAUAGGGAAAAAAUCAUGAAAUUUUCUGCUUUUUCCGUGAUAAAGCUGAAAUUUUCACUUAAUUUUUGAAAUUUUGAAAAAGUUUGAAUAAGAUUCUUGACCUGUUCAAAAUCUUCUCCGUGUCAUUUUCACUCAUCCCAAUUUAAUUUCAGAUUCAAAGUUUCUAUCUGAUCGCUGAUGAUAUAAUGGAUUCAUCUGAAACUCGUCGAGGAAAACAAUGUUGGUAUAAAAGAGAAGGUGUUGGAAUGAGUGCAAUAAAUGAUGCAUUUAUAAUGGAUUCAUGUGUCGAAGAUAUACUUCGUCAUUCUUUACCGGGACAUGUUAAUAUCGAUCGAUUAUGUGACGCAUAUCGAAAAUCAAAACAAAAAACAUUAGUCGGACAAAUGUUGGAUACAUCAUCAGCUUUUGCUGUCGAAUCAUUUACAUGGGAUCGAUAUGAAUUGUUGGUUGAAAAUAAAACAGCGCAUUAUUCGAUAUAUCAUCCACUUCAAAUGGCUCUUCUUAUGUCCGAUGUUUUAGCAUAUCAUGCCAAUGUUAAACGGGUUGCUUAUCAAAUUGGUUUCUUAUUUCAAGCGCAAGAUGAUUUUUUGGAUGUUUACGGAGAUCCGAGUGUGACUGGAAAAAUUGGAACUGAUAUUCAGGAUGGAAAAUGUACGUGGUUGGCUGUGAGAGCGUUGCAGAAAAUGGAAAAAGCUGAUGAUCGAGAAAUGUUUGAACGAUUUAAGGUUGGUUUUUUUAAAAGGUGGAUAAAAAUGUAUUCAAUUCAUUUUCAUCAAUUUUUUGAUAGAAAACUUUGAAAAACAUUAAAAUUCUACACUGCGAAAAAUUUUUCGAGCCAAAAAUAUGCACUGUAUAAUUCCCAUAUCAAAUUUUCCAGACAAUAUUCGGAAAAGCGAACCCCGAACAAAUUGCUGAAGUCAAACAAAUCUAUGAAAAACUUGGAGUUGCUUCCGAAUUCAAAAAAUUCGAACAACAUUUCGCUGGCGAAAUAAUGAAAAGUAUUGAUGAUAUUCCCGAGUUUAUUUCUCCAAUUCGCCCGGUUCUCGAAACAUUUACAAAGAAAAUGGUGAAGCGAAACGCAUAA
Caenorhabditis angaria is the source of this 2201-nucleotide messenger RNA. NCBI's taxonomy places the organism in Eukaryota, Metazoa, Nematoda, Chromadorea, Rhabditida, Rhabditidae. The record is from the annotation of a GenBank genome assembly.